Molecule: messenger RNA, 1605 nt
Organism: Colletotrichum navitas
Lineage: Eukaryota; Fungi; Ascomycota; Sordariomycetes; Glomerellales; Glomerellaceae
Exons: 2
Coding region: 1-1410 (469 amino acids)
Source: RefSeq, a predicted model, not a curated record
AUGAAGUACCAAACUGUCGCUUUCGCCUCUUCGGCUCUCCUCGGUCUCGUGGCCGGCGCUCCCCAGCACCUCCGCCGCGUCUCCAAGCGCGAGGUCCCCCAGGAACACUCGCACGAGCUCUUCCUGACCAUCACGCGCGAGUUCUUGGCCAAGAACAACCCCAAGGCCAUCUCCGACCCCGUCUUCGGCCUCCUCGGCGACUCCGCGGCCAAGGCCGGCGCCGGCCAGGUCACCAACCUCGCCUGCCUGCAGCAGGAGACGGCCGACCAGGCCUUCACCAACGCCAAGGCGGCCAACGACAUCCGCGGCAUGUCCGCCGCUCUGGUCUACCAGGCCAUCGAGCGCAACACCGCCGGCGUCGGCAAGGCCAGCGCGGCCUGCACCGACAAGGCCGUCAACCCCGAGAUCGCGGCCCUGGUCAACAAGCACCAGGACCCCGCCUCCGACGGCGCGGCCGCCAACAACAAGGCCGUCACCCUCGAGCUUGCGAAGCAGCUUGCCUCGAUCGGCGGCGACCCCAUGCUUGCCCUCAUGAGCGGCACCUUCGCGCCCGGCGACAAGGCCGACGGCAGCGGAAAGGGCGUUACCUGCGACAACGCCGACGACCCUACCGGCUGCAUCUUCACUCAGAAGAAGCUCAUCCUCGACGCCACCCCCGAUGAGAUCACCACGGCCGUCCAGGGCAUUACCCCGACCAUCACCGGAGGCACCGGCGAGCUGAAGGCCGCUGACGUCGCCGAUGUGGCCAACUUCAAGAACGGCGCCUCUUGCAAGGCUAAGAACAACAACAACAACAACGCCGCCGCCGCGGACGCCAACAACGCCACCGCCGGCGCUGAUUCUGGUGCUGGUGCCGCCGCUGGCACCAACGUCCAGACCUUCACCGGCACCCUCGGCGGCCUCCCUCCCCCGGUCAUCCAGAGCACCGGUGACCGCCCGUUCUCCGUCAACGGUGACACCUUCGUCGGCAAGAGCGCCGCCCUCGGCCGCUCUUGCGACGUCCAGCACAACGCCUGCGCCCGCGCCGCCAACAGCGGCCAGCUCUCCGGCGGCGUCUCCCAGUGUGACGUCCAGAACACCCAGUGCCGCAGCCAGGCCGGUCUGACCAAGCGCCAGGCCGCCGCUGGCAACUUCGGCUCCUGCAGCGACCCCUCCAUCGCCUUCAAGGCCGGCCUCGCCGACCGCCAGGGCGAGUCCGCCUUCAUCGCCAACAACCAGAAGGACUUCGCCCACGGCUCGGCGCAGAAGAUCGGCGUCAUCGCCGGCUUCAUCUGCCAGCGCCUCCAGGACAGCUGCAAGGCCUCCGCCGCCACCAUCAGCAACUGCAAGGCGGCCCAGGCUGCGGCGGCCGCCGCCACCCAGGACGCGACCGCCGCCAAUGUGUUCAACAGCAAGCUCAUUGGCAACUAGAGGACAGGAAGUGUAUUUCUUGGGGAAGGAUGAAUAGGAGUCAUUUGGUUAGGACAUGGGGUUUUCUAGGUUACAUCACGAGCAUGCUGGUCCAGGUGGCAUUGUUGUUUUUUCAGAUAUCCUGCGUAUGAUUAAAUACCAUGGUUAUGUUUCACGUCUUCUUCAGCUUCGUGUUUCUGGGGUUUGAAAUUCACG